Molecule: messenger RNA, 1096 nt
Organism: Rhinolophus ferrumequinum (greater horseshoe bat)
Lineage: Eukaryota; Metazoa; Chordata; Mammalia; Chiroptera; Rhinolophidae
Gene: CCDC194
Product: coiled-coil domain containing 194
Exons: 5
Coding region: 234-938 (234 amino acids)
Source: RefSeq, a predicted model, not a curated record
GCAAACUGAAGCUCAAAGGACAGGACGCAGGAGGCAGAGGCAGGACUGGAACCCAGGACCCCCAGUCCUGUCCUGGGCUUGGGUAGCCUGGUCUGGCCCCAAGCGGGGACCCAGCCCCUCCCAACGGACUUGGGAAGCCACGGCCAGGCUGGGCGGAACCGUGGGUGUCCUGGAUCCCCAAGGUGCCAAUUAAAUACUCGUGGCCGUCUGGGGACAGAGCUGUGGACAGCGGCAUGGCCGAGCUGGGGCCAGAGCCAGGACGCGCCUGGCGAGUGCUUGCCCUGUGCGGAGCCGCCGUGUUCCUGGCGGCGGCUGCGGCCGGGGCAGCCCUGCUGGCCUGGAAUCUGGCCGCCGCGGCCUCCCGGGGGUCUCGGUGUCCAGAGCGGGAGCCAGGCGCUAAUGCCACAGCGCCUCCAGGGGAUCCGGCGCCGGAGGUAGAGGAGCUAUUGCGCCAGCUGGCAGAGGCUGCCAAACGCGAAGAGGCUCUGGUUAGGCAGCUGGACCAGACCGAGAGUGUCCGUCGGGAGCUGGAGGAGGCGCUAAGGGCCUGUGAGGGCCGCCAGAGCCGGCUUCAGACCCAACUAAUGACACUGAAGACUGAGAUGGACGAAGCCAAGGCACAGGGGACCCAGAUGGGGGCCGAGAACGGGGCGCUGACAGAGGCCCUGGCGCGAUGGGAGGCGGCAGCCACCGAGUCCGCUAGGCUGCUGGAAGAGGCGCAGCAGCAAGCACGCACAGCCGAGGCCGAGGGCGGAGCAUGCGCAGCCCGGGAGGCGGUGCUGCGCGAGCGCGUUAAAGCCCUGGAAGCCGAGAUGGACCCUCAGCGCAGACUGCCGCACCCCCGGCCCCGCUCCGGGUCCCGACCCCGGCCCAACCCCCGCUCUCGUUCUCGCCCCAGACCCUCGGGGGGCUGCCGACGGCCGGCGAGGCGCACAUGAGGGCAGAGGGAGACUUUAUUCAAAUAUUUCCAAAGGAAACUGGUCACAGCUGUGGCCUCUGCGGCGGGAACCAGCGGGCCACAGCUGUGGUGGGAGAGGCAGUCUCUGUGUGUUUCUCUGUAUAUCUUUUUUGUAAAGUUUGCAUUUUAAAAAGCAUG